Molecule: messenger RNA, 499 nt
Organism: Paramuricea clavata
Lineage: Eukaryota; Metazoa; Cnidaria; Anthozoa; Malacalcyonacea; Plexauridae
Source: the annotation of a GenBank genome assembly
GAAGUAGAAAGAACGGAAGAAUUUGAAUCAGUGGUCAGGCGAGCGCCGAGAGGAGCACAGAACCUACAUGUUAGUUGAUCUUAGUUUGUCUUUUUAUUUUACCUGGACAAAAGCUGCAGUGUUUGAUAAAGUAGAUCUAAAGGUAUUCAGUUGUUUUUCUUUUAGUAAAGAACUUCUAUAUUUGUAGAAAUUUUCCAGACAUAUUAAGAGGCUCGUAUCGAAAGAGGAACCCGAGGUCAAUACAGCAGACAAAGAAGCGAUGGAUUUACAAAAUACACUGAGAAAUGCACAAACAUACUACUCACUACAUCCUACAGACAAAGCACAUCAGCCCCAUGUUAGCGCAAUAUUCAGCGAGCCAGAAGAUAAACCGAAGAAAAGCGUUCGAGAAUUUCACGUCGUUGAGACAGAGAACCCACAUCAUACGUCUGUAGUUCGUGUUCAGCCACCCACUGAUGAUUCAAACACGUAUUCUGUAAAGACUGAAAGUGGAGUGUAG